Molecule: messenger RNA, 2211 nt
Organism: Mercenaria mercenaria
Lineage: Eukaryota; Metazoa; Mollusca; Bivalvia; Venerida; Veneridae
Exons: 1
Coding region: 1-2211 (736 amino acids)
Biological process (GO): DNA integration
Molecular function (GO): nucleic acid binding
Source: RefSeq, a predicted model, not a curated record
AUGAUUAUGCAAGACAUAUGGGUGACUGGAGUAGACUGGGAUGAUGAACUGCCUGAAGAGUUGUCUGAGGAAAUAAAAAAGUGGUUUUCAGAACUAGAACAGUUAAAUGAACUACAAGUGCCAAGGUGUCUCGAUAUAAGGAUAGAUAGUACACUACACACCUUUGUCGACGCGUCAACUAAGGCAUAUGGGGCAGUUGUAUAUUCUGUAAACGGUGGAGAUAACGGACAGACUGUGAAUUUGAUAGCCUCGAAAAGCAGGGUCGCUCCUUUGAAAUCCAUAAGUAUUCCUAGACUUGAAUUGUUAGCUGCUAGCCUUGGACUACAGUUGACACAGGCAAUAUGUAAUGUGCUGGACAUGCCAGUUGAAAACGUGGUAUUCUGGUCGGAUAGUAUGAAUGUGCUUUACUGGAUUCAUGGAUCAAGUAGACAAUAUAAAACGUUUGUAGCAAAUCGUGUAGGGUCAAUUCAUGAAAUAACAUCUCCAAGUCAGUGGCGUCACGUACCAACAGUAAAUAAUCCAGCAGAUUUGACAUCGCGAGGAAGUUUGAUUCUAGAAUUGUCAGAUUGUUCGUUUUGGUGGCACGGACCAGAAUUUCUAAAAUAUGCAGAGGAACACUGGCCGGAAAAUAAGUUUGAAAUGACUGAAGAAAUGAAAAUUGAAAUGAAACGAAAAUCUGAAACUGACAAGAAAUACAAUUUUGUAAUUACUACGAAAGAAGAAGAUAGGCUAAAUCCUACUAACUAUUCAGACUGGAAUCAUUUAGUUAGAAUUAGUGCAUGGAUUAAUAGAUUCAUAGACAAUUGUCAAAUGUCAAAGAGAGAUAGAAGGUUGUCAAAAGAACUGUGCUUAAGUGAAAUCGAAGAAGCAGAGAAAAGACUUAUAAGAAUAGCCCAAAUUGAAUGUUUUGAACAAGAAUAUACGUGCAUUUCGAAAGGUAAAGCUAUUCCUAAUAGCAGCAAAUUGGCUCCGCUGAAUCCCAUAUUAGAUACAGAUGGUCUACUGCGUUGUAAUAGUAGGCUAAAAUACGCGGAUUACAUUUCAUAUGACGUUAGAUACCCAAUUAUUCUGCCAAGAAAACAUAGUAUCACAAAACUUAUAGUGAAACAGAACCAUGAGCUCGUUAAUCACGGCGGUACAAACCAAACAUUGUCAUCAUUAUCAAGCAGAUUCUGGAUUAUAUCGGCACGCGAAGAAAUUCGACAGUGGGAGAACAUUUGUGCUGAAUGUAGACGCCGUAAAGCAAAGGCAAGCAAGCAAAUAAUGGCACCACUACCUGUUGAACGUUUAAGUCAUUCAGUCAGGGCGUUUGCAAACACAGGGGUGGACUACGCGGGUCCAUUCAUUACUAAGCAAGGUCGUGGGAAAGUUCGGCUCAAACGUUAUCUUUGUGUGUUCACAUGUUUAGUGACGCGGGCGGUGCAUUUAGAAAUUUCGUACAAUAUGGACACAAACUCUUUCUUGAACACACUGUAUAGAUUUAUCAGUCGGAGAGGUGUUCCUGACACUAUAGUUUCAGACAACGGUAGCAACUUCGUUGGUUGUGUGAAUGAAUUGAGAGAACUGUACAGACAACUGGAUGAAGACGCCAUUAUUCAUUAUGCUAAUGAAAAACGUAUAAACUGGAAGUUUUUGCCGCCAAAUGCCCCCCAUUUUGGCGGAGCUCAUGAAUCAAUGGUUAAGUGCGCUAAGAGAGCUUUGUUCGCCAUACUGAAAAACGGUGACAUCACAGAUGAAGAGUUGAUAACAGCAGUUGUUGGAGCGGUAGGCUUGAUUAACAGCAGGCCUUUAACGUAUCAGAGUUCGAAUCCAAAAGACAACACGGUUUUGACGCCAAAUCAUUUUCUCUAUGGACAGGCUGGUAGCAAUUUUGCACCAGAUGUUAACAAUGUUACUUCUAGAGAUCUACAACGUAGAUGGCGUUUCGUUCAAGAACUUUUAAGACACUUUUGGAAACGUUGGCUCCAGGAGUAUCUUCCUACACUUGGUGUACGCAAUAAAUGGUUUCUGGGUACUCGAGAUUUCACAGUAGGGGAUAUCGUUAUGGUCAUUGAUCCAGACGUUCCGAGAGGUCAGUGGCAUCUUGGGCGAAUCACGAAGGUAUUUCCAGGACGGGAUGGUCAUGUUCGAGUAGCUGAGGUUCACAUUGGAAACAAUAUUCUCAAACGACCAAUAACACGUUUAGCAUUAUUACAAGGAUAUGAGCAGUAA